AUGGCCAACACCAAGAAAAAGCAUCAUCUCAUCAAGAACUUCCCUUCCAUUUUCAAAUCCAAAUUACCAACUUCACACCCAUGGGAAUGGCCGGAUUGGCCUUCUUGUAAACACCCCAAAACUCUCUCAUUCCGCUCCCAAAACGACCUCGUUUUCAAGACCGUUAACUCCAUCUUCUUCGACCAACCCUUCGAAACCACCACCACCACUACUACACCUGAUUAUUCCGUCUCUGCUACCAACUCCACGCCCGCGGUGGACUCCGAAGAAUCACUCGAAACGGUGGUCCGUGGCGCUAGAUCGGAGAGGCUGUUCUUCGAACCGGAUGAUACGAGCUCGAUACUGGAGAAAUCGAAAUCUAUUGAUUCGGUUGAAACGGAAUUAUUACCGAAAUCAGGGUUUAAAGAGAGCUUGAUUGUGUCGAUUGAAUCGGAGAACCCGUAUGAGGAUUUUAGGAAAUCGAUGGGGGAAAUGGUGGAGAGCCAUGGAGUUAAGGAUUGGGAUGGAUUGGAAGAGCUUUUGGGAUGGUAUUUGAAGGCUAAUUGGAAAAACAAUCAUCGGUUCAUCAUUGGAGCUUUUGUUGAUUUACUGAUCCAUAUUCUUCUUGCUUCUUCUUCUUCUUCUUCUUCUUCUACUUCUACUUCUACAUCUUCAUCCUCAUCCUCUUCGUUGUGUUCUAAUUCAGAUUCUAACUAUUACACAUGCACUGAAUCUUCUUCUUCUUCUUGCUCUUGUUCAUCUUCUCUAAGAUCGUUGAAUCCAUCCUCCAUUAGAAAGGAGCUUGAUCAUGAUCAGGUAGAAGACAAUCAUGAUCAUAUCACUGAAACUUUGUAG
This is a messenger RNA of Cucumis sativus (cucumber), 834 nucleotides long. Its product is annotated as transcription repressor OFP13. The transcript has a single exon. Gene Ontology annotation, biological process: negative regulation of DNA-templated transcription. Lineage: Eukaryota; Viridiplantae; Streptophyta; Magnoliopsida; Cucurbitales; Cucurbitaceae. The record is from RefSeq and is a predicted model, not a curated record. The coding region runs from base 1 to 834 and encodes 277 amino acids.